AUGAAGCUGGGACGUACGGCAUUGUCCCUCAUUGGAAACGCAAAUGCGCGUCCUGCCAAUACGCAUGUCGUCCAUGAGAAGCGGAAUGGCGCUGUUCAAGGCUGGACAAUUACCGGUCGCGCAAACGCCGAUAUCCCUAUCAAUCUCCGCAUUGGCUUGGCUCAGCAGAACCUCCAUCGUGCAGAUGAGUUUAUGAAUGAAGUAGCGCAUCCUGAAUCGGAGUUCUAUGGCCGUUUUUGGAGCCCGCAAAAGGUUGUCGAGAUGUUUGCGCCAUCUGAAGAUACAGUACUGGAGACGGUCGAGUGGCUUCUAGAGUCCGGGGUGGAGAGCAAGCGUAUUUCCCAGAGUGCCAGCCGCAACUGGGUCAAAGUUAAGACCACCGUUGGGGAGGCUGAGCGUCUUCUUCAUACUAUAUACAACGUGUACGAGAACGAAGAUGGACUUGAGCUCGUCGCAUGCGAGUCUUAUAGCGUUCCUGCGGAUAUCCAGAAGCACAUUGAUCUUGUUGCGCCCACGAUCGAAUUUGAUGAAAGAGGAGCUACGGUGCGCCAGCGCGGUGUUAAGAGGCGACUUGAGGGUAACAGCUAUGGCAUCGUCGAGUUCGCGCCUCAGUCGUAUAAUCAGACAGAUCUCAACGGCUUCUUUAGUACAUAUACCAACAUCCCGAAUGACACUGCCCCUAUCGUCAAUGGCAUCGAUGGUGGUUAUCUAUCUUCAGAAGAAGGUACUGAUACCCGCGGGGAGUCCAAUCUCGAUCUCUGCUAUGCAAUCGGUCUGGUAUAUCCUCAGAAUGUCACACUGUAUCAGGUUGGUGACGCCGUGCUCUGGCAACCAGCAACUUACAACAACUUCCUCGAUGCCAUUGACGGUUCCUAUUGUUCAUUUGAGGGGGGUGAUGACCCUACUUGGGACACUAUUUAUCCUCACGAUAAUACUACUGUUGGAGCUUACACAGAAGAGCCAAUGUGCGGCACCUAUGAUGCUACAAACGUAAUCUCUGUUUCUUAUGGUCGGACCGAGAGUGCGCGCCCAACAAGUUACAAUGCUCGUGAGUGCACUGAAUACUUGAAGCUUGGACUGAUGGGUGUCACUGUGAUGUACUCCUCCGGAGAUACCGGUGUCGCUGGUAUCCAAGGACGGUGCCUCAACCCGGACGGCUCCUGGACGCCUAUCGGGGGAGGUUAUGGAAGAUUCAAUCCUUUAUUUCCUGCUUCAUGCCCCUGGGUCACAUCUGUCGGCGGAUCUGCCCUUCCUCCCAAUGGUACCAUUAAAGACCGCGAGACUGUAGCCUGGGAAUUCGCCCCUGGUGGUGGAUUUAGUAAUGACUUUGAAAUGCCGUCCUAUCAAGCAGCAACUGUGAAGAAAUGGUUCAAGGAGCACCCGACCACUUACAACUCAACUCAGUUCAAUAAUACGCAAAAGGCAAGAGGCUUCCCAGACAUUGCUGUGGCUUCUCAGAACUACGUCACCGGCAUCGAUGGCGGAUUUCUAGCAUUCACCGGCACAUCCGCGGCCUCCCCUACAUUUGGAUCUAUGAUCACCCUCAUCAAUGGCGAACGUAUCAAGGCCGGAAAAGGUCCCGUGGGCUUUAUCAACCCUGUGCUAUACGAGCAUCCAGAGAUCUUCGAUGACAUCGUUGAGGGAGACAAUCCUGGCUGUGGCACUAGUGGAUUUAGUGCUGUCGAAGGUUGGGAUCCAGCGAGCGGUCUUGGUUCACCAAACUACAAGAGGUUGUUGAAAGUCUUGUUGAAUCUGCCUUGA
Messenger RNA from Phaeoacremonium minimum UCRPA7, 1761 nucleotides. Its product is annotated as putative subtilisin-like protein. Bases 1 to 1761 code for a protein of 586 amino acids. Gene Ontology annotation, molecular function: tripeptidyl-peptidase activity; serine-type endopeptidase activity. Gene Ontology annotation, biological process: proteolysis. The transcript is spliced from 4 exons. The record is from RefSeq and is a predicted model, not a curated record. Lineage: Eukaryota; Fungi; Ascomycota; Sordariomycetes; Togniniales; Togniniaceae.